UGUCUACUCCCAUCACCUACCCAUAUUCCAAAUUACUCAAUGGCGAAAGGCAGCUCAAUAUCAUCAAUGAAGCGUCAUCGUUUUGUUUCAUCAGGUCUAUUAUUGCUACUGCUGGUGCUGCUUUUGUCUGUGCAGAUCAGUGUUGUCCAUUGCAGAGCUCUUCGUUCGAUGACCACUGGUGAAAUAUCUGGUUGUCAGCAGCAGAAAGAUGUAGCUCAUCAAUCGGCCGGCGGAGUAGCUUCAUUCGCCGUUUCUUCCAAUAACUCUAUCGGCGGUGGUGGAACUUCCGUAAGCUUGAUGUUUCAGUUGGCUUCAGGACCUAGCAGAAAAGGCCCUGGACAUUGAAGAUAUAGCACUACAUACUCUUAGACUUGUUAAUCAAUUAACCCAUUUCGAUACUCUUAUUUUUACGUAUAAAUUUUUAUCUUGGAUGUGUAUUUGUGACAGUUUUGUGAAUUUUUUUAUCAAGCGAAGAUGGUGAAACUUUGUUUCCUUCUUUUUUUUUUUUUUAAUUUUGUCCUACAGGAAGGAUGAAGAUGAAUCUAUUAGGUUCAUACUUGUAAUUUGUUAAUCAAAGUUGAAACUAAAUGAAUUAGUAGAUACAGUUUUGAUGCAAUUUGGAAUUUU
This is a messenger RNA of Manihot esculenta (cassava), 627 nucleotides long. RefSeq lists its product as uncharacterized. The transcript has a single exon. Lineage: Eukaryota; Viridiplantae; Streptophyta; Magnoliopsida; Malpighiales; Euphorbiaceae. The coding region runs from base 40 to 345 and encodes 101 amino acids. The record is from RefSeq and is a predicted model, not a curated record.